GUUCCCGCCCCUCUUGUUCCCGACCUGCCACGUACUGGGCCCGAGCUCUCGCUGGGCUUGGUGGGUCCGCGCGAUUGGACAGGGCCUGCGCGAGCCUGCGAGCGAGGUGCGGCGGCCACGGAGGACAGCCGAGUGGGCCUUGGCCUCAGCCUCUCCCGUACGCUGCAGAGCCCGGCUGCGGAGACCCGCGGAGGGGCGGCAGGGACGGCCUUGGCGAGCUGUCUUUCUUUAGAGUUGUCUAUAUAGAACAUCCUGGAGUCUACCAUGAAUGGACAGUUGGACCUAAGUGGGAAGCUAAUCAUCAAAGCUCAACUUGGAGAGGAUAUUCGACGAAUUCCCAUUCAUAAUGAAGAUAUUACUUAUGAUGAACUAGUGCUAAUGAUGCAAAGAGUUUUCAGAGGAAAACUUCUGAGUAAUGAUGAGGUUACAAUAAAGUAUAAAGAUGAAGAUGGAGAUCUUAUAACAAUUUUUGAUAGUUCUGACCUUUCCUUUGCAAUUCAAUGUAGUAGGAUACUGAAACUGACAUUAUUUGUUAAUGGCCAGCCAAGACCCCUUGAAUCAAGUCAGGUGAAAUAUCUCCGUCGAGAACUGAUAGAACUUCGAAAUAAAGUGAAUCGCUUGUUGGAUAGCUUGGAACCACCUGGAGAACCAGGACCUUCCUCCAGUAUUCCUGAAAAUGACACUGUGGAUGGUAGGGAAGAAAAGCCUGCUGCUUCUGAUUCUUCUGGAAAACAGUCUACUCAGGUUAUGGCAGCAAGUAUGUCAGCUUUUGAUCCUUUAAAAAACCAAGAUGAAAUCAAUAAAAAUGUCAUGUCAGCAUUUGGCUUAACAGAUGAUCAGGUUUCAGGGCCACCCAGUGCUCCUACGGAAGACCGUUCAGGAACACCCGACAGCAUUGCUUCCUCCUCCUCUGCAGUUCACCCACCAGGAGUUCAGCCGCAGCAGCCGCCGUAUUCAGGAGCUCAGACACAAGCAGGUCAGAAUGAAGGUCCAAUGUACCAGCAGUAUGUGCAGCAGGCCGGGUAUGGCGCCCAGCAGCCGCCCCAGCAGUAUGGUGUUCAGUACUCAGGGAGAGGAUGGUGGUGAGAAGGAGACUAUAUACUUACUAGAAGCAUUGCCGCAUUAUGAUGAAAGACUAGUAGGUUACUUUUGAAGCAGCAUCUUUGGCCUUUAGGGGUUAUUCUCUCUCUUGAGAAAUUACUAAGGAUCUGGUUCUUUCCAGACUCAGUUAAAAAGCCAGUUUAGAUUUCAGCUGCCAGGUUGAACAGGCAGCUUUCUUUUUGCUUUUCCUUACAGUCUUAAAUAGACAUUUUCAGAAUAAAGCUGAGUCCUUCUGUUUCUCCAAAAACAGAGUAAAAAAAUUAAGGAAAAACAUCCUGUGACAUUAAAGAUUUUAUCAUGAAUUGACUUUAGUUAAAUAAUUCAGAUGCUACCAUAAGUAAAAUGCAUUAGGUACUUGAUUUACUUAUUAAAGCUAAGCUUGUUCUUAAUGAUUUUAGUGAGGUUUUCACUCUGAGUAAAAUUUACUUCUUUUCAAGUUACUGUCUUUGUAUUUCUGAUCCCAUUAGUCCUAUUAACUUGAAUUUGAUUGGGAGAUAUGGAGAUAGUCAACUAAAUACUCUGGAGACUGUAAGUGGUGGUGGUAACAUUGGAACAUUUUUGACACUGUUGGUUUGGCAGUUUCCCUCUGACCUUUUCCAGUUUUAUUCAUGGACUAUGUCGAAAAGGUUUCUUUCAUGAGUAAAUUUUGAACCCAGGUUCAAGGUGAGUUCAGAAUAUACUCAAAUUCAUUCAAUCCUUUUUUUUUUUAAUGCAGGGUUGUACAUAUUUUAAUAAUCUUCUUAUGUAUCUGGUAUUUAAUGCUGACAGGAUUCCAGUCAAUGGAGAGGUUUCAUUGCAAGUAGCUGCAGGUGUGUUUCAUGGUAGAGAUAAAAGUUUUUAGUGAAGCAGACUUUUUCUUUUAAAAAAUGUACAUCCUAGUAAAUAAUGAAUAUAGAUGUUGAUCUUGUGGGGCAAUAUGGUAUGAUUUUUAUGUUAUGUCGGUACUGCCAAGUCAAAGUUUUGACUUGUAAAGGCAAAAACAUCAGGUACCAAAUCUAAAAAUACCUAAAAUAUCUUUAGGAUUGUGAAAAUGGGUAUUUAAUGUUUAUUCUUAAAUGGCUUAGUUUUUAUACAGUGAAUAAACCUCAUUAAGGGCAAUAAGAUGUAUUUGUAGCACCAUUAUUUCAUUUAAAAAUAAUCAUUCUCUUACAUGUGUUUUUAUUUGAUAGUGCUGUUAAAUAGGCCUCCCCUCAAAACCAGGUUAAUGACUAGUUUUUGCAUUAAUUCCUGCAUUGGUUUGAGCAUCUCUGUCCUAGAAGUUAUGCUAGAAUAGGAAUAUUCUCCUAGGAGUUACGUAGUGUAGAGCAGUUGUAAUGAAGAAAUAUAUAUAUAUAGUGGUUUCAACUUAAUAUUAGAGGAUUUAAAAAAUUGUUUAGAAAAUGCCUCUUUGAUACUACUUGGUUUUGAAAUAUUAUAUAAUGGAAUCUACUAUUCUAGUUGUUACAAUAACACUUAAGAAUAAGUUUAAAUGUCUCAUCAUUUUUGGUCCAUAACAGUAAGACUAAUUCUCGGGAAAUCUUUCCCCAAAAGAAAAAUAAG
Molecule: messenger RNA, 2640 nt
Organism: Manis pentadactyla (Chinese pangolin)
Lineage: Eukaryota; Metazoa; Chordata; Mammalia; Pholidota; Manidae
Gene: TFG
Product: trafficking from ER to golgi regulator
Exons: 8
Coding region: 265-1086 (273 amino acids)
Biological process (GO): endoplasmic reticulum to Golgi vesicle-mediated transport; COPII vesicle coat assembly
Cellular component (GO): endoplasmic reticulum exit site
Molecular function (GO): identical protein binding
Source: RefSeq, a predicted model, not a curated record